AUGUCGCGGCGCCGCGGCCGGCGGCCCGGGUCCCGCCUGUCCUGGCUGCUGUGGUGUGGCGCCCUGCUGUCCCCGGCCGCGGGCUACGUGAUCGUGAGCUCCGUGUCCUGGGCCGUCACCAACGAGGUGGACGAGGAGCUGGACGGAGCCUCCACGGAGGAGACGCUGCCCGCGCUGCUGGGGGACUCGGGCAGCCUCUGGCAGCGGAGCUUCCCGGCCUCGGCGCACAAGGAGGACGCACACCUGCCUCCCCCGGAGGGCGCCGCCCGCUCCAGGCCGCCCCCCGCGCCGCCCGGGAUGUUCUCCUACCCGCGCGAGGGCGGCGCGAGGCUGCGCCCGGGCAUCGCCCGCUUCCUGGCCCACGCCAGCGCCUGGGGCUGUCUGGCCACCGUGUCCGCCCACGAGAAGAUCCCAGGCCUGCCAUUUGGGACCUGCCUGCCCAUCAGUGAUGGCCCCUUCAACAACAGUACAGGGAUUCCUUUCUUCUACGUGACACCCAAGGACCUCCUGGUGGCCGAUCUGAUGAAGAACCCCAUGGCCUCACUCCUGCUGCCAGAAUCUGAAGGAGAGUUCUGCAGAAAGAACAUCGUGGACCCAGAAGAUCCUCGCUGUGCCCGGUUAACGCUCACUGGUCGGAUGGUUGCAGUGUCUCCAGAAGAAGUAGAAUUUGCCAAGCAAGCCAUGUUUUCAAGACACCCAGUGAUGAGAAAGUGGCCUCGGCCAUAUGAAUGGUUCUUCAUGAAGAUGAAGAUAGAACACAUCUGGCUUCAGAAAUGGUAUGGAGGAGUAGCCGACAUCUCCAGGGAGGAGUACUUCAGAGCCGUUCCAAGAAAGGCCUGA
Molecule: messenger RNA, 840 nt
Organism: Budorcas taxicolor (takin)
Lineage: Eukaryota; Metazoa; Chordata; Mammalia; Artiodactyla; Bovidae
Gene: CREG2
Product: cellular repressor of E1A stimulated genes 2
Exons: 4
Coding region: 1-840 (279 amino acids)
Source: RefSeq, a predicted model, not a curated record